Messenger RNA from Actinia tenebrosa (Australian red waratah sea anemone), 628 nucleotides. RefSeq lists its product as uncharacterized. Lineage: Eukaryota; Metazoa; Cnidaria; Anthozoa; Actiniaria; Actiniidae. The record is from RefSeq and is a predicted model, not a curated record.
UUAUUCUAGAGUCGAAAACAUCAGCAAUGACACGACACUUCGGCGACUUAGUUCUGGUUGAACAUGAAAAUGAUGUAUUGAAUUGGUCCGCUACUAAUGAGGAUCCAUUGCCUGCGAGGAUUCAAAAAAAGUGUAAAUCAACCAGAUGUUUUCAUUUGAGCAACUCUACAAUCGCCAUCUGUUCGUUUCUAGUGUUUUUUUCUGUCAUAUCCUUGACAAUAUAUUUUGGUCUUCGGCAACAUAUGAAUGGUCCUGAAGCUGCAUGGUCAAACGUCAUGGUUAAUGAUACGAAAAACGCAACCGCGACCAAAGUACAACUACCUUACGGUGUUAGCCACCAUUCGUGGGAGUACAACAAACUGAUCCUUCAUGCGUGGCUGGGAACCUGUCUGUCAGUAGGAUUGCUCAUAACAUUAACGCUUAUUAUACUAGUUUGUACUUUCUUAUGGAAAAAGCACAAGAAAACCUUACGAAAACACCGCGGGAAACUGCAAGAGAACAAUUACAAUGACAUAGAUGUCAUAGAAAUGAAAGGAUCAAUGUUAACUGCUCAUCAGUCCGUCCACCCAAAAACAUUACUUUCAGACACUGACAAAUAAUUAUGAUUAUUACUGGUAGUGUGCAUGAU